AUGUCAAGCACCAGGGCACUUGGACCUCACGAAUUUUCAACUUCCACCUUCUGUCCAGGAUUUCUGCGAGCCGAAUCAGAAGACGUACUCUUGCAACCUUUCUCAGUCUCAGUAUGGUUUUCCGGUGCGAUUCCUCGACACCUCGCUCACUCAAACAUUCCCAUUAAAAUCAGUGUAUCCCUGAAUGAAGAGUAUCAAUUAUUCACAGUACCUGUGAUUGAGAUAGCAUCUAAGCGCUCCAGGGAACCUUCUAACAAUGUAAGUAAUUUACCUUCCAGUCAAUAUGAACCCUUCUCCGCAUCUGAUGGCGACACGUCCAUUCCAUUCCUCCCCUUACCAUCGACAUUCAAUCAUAUGGACUCCGACCACUGGGCAGAACUCUCCAGCACUAUACAGUCGUGGCUUGUGACGUUAGCAGAUACAGUGACGCCUGAAUGGACUUGGGGUCGUGAUGCGUUCUGGUAUGCAUUCGUUGCUGCCAAUCCCGACUUCCCCAAUGGCAAGUGGGCUUUCUGGAAUCCCAGUAUCCCCCUUGAGGGUCAAUUCAUCGAGGAGUGGGUGGGGGGUGACAUCAAUUUGGCUGCUGAAGAUGCUGAUGACGAGCUCGCUACCCCUUUGACGCACGAUGACACCCUGGACUUCAUAUGGACAGAGUUCUCCAAACACAUUGUGCUCUUUUACCCUUGUCCUUUGAUUUCUGUUACAUAG
Suillus bovinus is the source of this 708-nucleotide messenger RNA. RefSeq lists its product as uncharacterized. NCBI's taxonomy places the organism in Eukaryota, Fungi, Basidiomycota, Agaricomycetes, Boletales, Suillaceae. The record is from RefSeq and is a predicted model, not a curated record. The coding region runs from base 1 to 708 and encodes 235 amino acids. The transcript is spliced from 3 exons.